Messenger RNA from Suricata suricatta (meerkat), 1350 nucleotides. It is a transcript of the gene OSGEP, whose product is annotated as O-sialoglycoprotein endopeptidase. NCBI's taxonomy places the organism in Eukaryota, Metazoa, Chordata, Mammalia, Carnivora, Herpestidae. Gene Ontology annotation, biological process: tRNA threonylcarbamoyladenosine modification. The record is from RefSeq and is a predicted model, not a curated record. Gene Ontology annotation, cellular component: cytoplasm; EKC/KEOPS complex. Bases 115 to 1188 code for a protein of 357 amino acids. The transcript is spliced from 12 exons.
UCCCCCUCCUUCUGAAACUCUCCAAGGGAUUGAAGGCCCCGGCCUUCCAUUCUUGGGCUGUUUAUUGGCGUGCCAGAUGGACGACUCAUUCUGUCGCCCUGGCCGAAGAUCCCAAUGCUGUGCAAGAGGGGGAAAAUCAGUGGACAAGGCUGGCCGGACAACAGGAGAGAAGGCUCAGCCAUGCCAGCGGUGCUGGGGUUUGAAGGCAGCGCUAACAAGAUUGGCGUGGGAGUGGUGCGGGAUGGCACGGUGCUGGCGAACCCGCGGCGGACUUACGUCACGCCUCCCGGCACAGGAUUCCUUCCAGGUGAUACUGCCAGGCAUCACCGAGCUGUUAUCCUGGACCUGCUAGAAGAGGCACUAACAGAGGCUGGAUUAACCUCCCAGGAUAUUGAUUGCAUUGCCUACACCAAAGGCCCUGGCAUGGGUGCCCCACUGGUUUCUGUGGCGGUUGUGGCCCGCACUGUGGCCCAGCUGUGGAAUAAGCCAUUGCUGGGUGUGAACCACUGCAUAGGCCACAUUGAGAUGGGCCGCCUCAUCACCGGAGCCACCAGCCCAACCGUGCUGUAUGUCAGUGGAGGAAAUACACAGGUGAUUGCAUAUUCUGAACAUCGUUACCGCAUCUUUGGGGAAACCAUCGAUAUUGCUGUGGGUAAUUGCCUGGAUCGUUUUGCUCGAGUGCUGAAGAUUUCCAAUGACCCAAGUCCAGGCUACAACAUUGAACAGAUGGCAAAGCGAGGCAAGAAACUAGUUGAGCUGCCAUACACUGUAAAGGGGAUGGAUGUCUCUUUCUCGGGGAUCCUGUCUUUCAUUGAGGAUGCAGCCCAGCGGAUGCUGGCCACAGGCGAGUGUACUCCUGAGGAUUUAUGCUUCUCUCUGCAGGAAACCGUGUUUGCAAUGCUGGUAGAGAUCACAGAGCGAGCCAUGGCACAUUGUGGCUCCCAGGAGGCCCUCAUCGUGGGAGGUGUGGGCUGUAAUUUGAGGCUACAGGAAAUGAUGGAGACAAUGUGCCAGGAACGUGGAGCACGGCUUUUUGCCACCGAUGAGAGAUUCUGCAUUGACAAUGGAGCCAUGAUAGCCCAGGCUGGCUGGGAGAUGUUUCAGGCUGGGCACAGGACCCCCCUCAGUGAUUCGGGGAUCACACAGAGGUAUCGGACAGAUGAAGUAGAAGUGACCUGGAGGGACUGACAACCUUAACACAAUUAGAGUAGGUGGUGCCCUAAGUACAGCCUACAGGAACUUGGACCUUAAUCUCUGUCUGAUCUGGGUGUCCUGGGGAGGCUGUGGACUCCUGCCUCCCAUCAUUUGAACCUCAAGUUGAUUCAGCAAUAAAGUAUUGUUGGUUUUGUA